GUUUUACGAUGAAUUACGAAGAAGUUUCCUCCAAUGGCUGAUGUCGAAGCAUAAGAAAAUAAAAGUCGUACGUCUAUAUUUUGGGAAGCAAGACCAUACGUAUCAAACAACUGGAAAUGGGGAAAUUGUAAUUGUAUUAGUCAUUGAUGAUUCAAAUGUCAUUACAGAUGAAUUUUAUCGUUUUAAUGGGAAAUCAUUUUACAUAAUAUGCAGACUCUGGAAGAUCCCACCAGUGGAAGGUAUAAAGGUGACUAAGUUUGAAAUCGGUAAAAUACUCGAUAACAAUGUUUUAACCACCAUCGAAAAAUGCAUAGGCAACAGAUCGAAGAGUUUGUUUAAGAGACAUUCAAAUUUGGAAAUCAUCACAAUGUGUGCAUUUCGUUCAAGAAACAAUGGAGACGACCUUAUUGAUGAACCGUGCAUCGUCUUUUAUUGCUCAUGUAAAGGUGUAGUACCUAUAAAUGAGGAAACAUUUCCUAAACAUCUAGAUGAUAUACCAACAGAUGUCAGAGAGGGAUUCUUUUAUCAGUUUCCUGGAUUUUUGAGAGGAUCAACAGAAGUUCUAGAUCCGCUAAGAAUGGGCGCAAUUAUAAGUAGAAAAGAUCAACCUUCAAAUGGAACUCUUGGAGGAUUUGUCACCAUGGGCUCUGGAGAUAUUGGAUUUAUCACAGCUGCUCAUGUCUUCAAAACCGUGUCAGGAUAUUUCACUUCAGACGACAAUUUCGACGUUGUGCAACCAUCGCGUGGCUUUUUUAGGACAAAUGUAUGUGGUGUAAAUGCAAAAUCGUUUGUUUCAGCUGGUCUAUUUGAUGGGCACACUAUAGACGCAGCACUUGUCAGAAUAACAAGUAGAAAACCAACAAGAGGAUUAUUUGCAGGGAUGAACGAACAACAAUUAAAGGAAUCUGGAUAUAGUUUGGAGAUGCUACCAGAGUAUGACAAUGCCGCUAUUAGGGAUUUCCGACAGGAACAGACCAAUCGCUGGAAUACUUGUGUUAAAUUUGGUGCAAGUACCGGACUUACUAGAGGUACACUGUGUCUCAAUGGGAUCUGUGUGAAAUGGACUGACGAUUUCAUCACACUGGGAAACCUGAAUUCAGUCUGCGAUAUAUUAUACUUUAAACAACUCCAAAUACAAGGACAUCAGAAUUUAUCUUUUGCACAACCCGGUGAUUCUGGAGCUUUGGUUUUCCAAGUUGAUUCAGACGAUACAAAUGGUCAACGCCUUGUUUGCAUUGGCAUGGUGGUUGGUGGAACAUCCGACAAUAAAACUGUUGUUACACCCAUUGUUCCUAUACUUAAUGCCCUAAAGGUACAAAUGCAUCAGUUCAAUACAAUCAAUAUGGAUGAAUCAUAAGAUCAAAGUUUUAAAGUCUUUAUUAGUGUUCACCUAGAGUGCAGCUUUAUGAUGCAUAAAAGCCUUUUUUGCAAGAACCGUCCUUCUACAAAAAAUUCAGUGUAUUUCUUCUUUUUCUUAAAUUGCAUAUUUUUUAUCAUAAAUUUAUGAUAUUAUAAUGAUGAUAAUAAAAUACCUAAAUCCUUUCCAAUAAAGUCGUAUGUAAGGAAAGAUACCUCUAACAUUACUACAUUGGGAAAUUCUGGUUAAUCCCCUUUGAUAACGUAAAGUAUGACAUGACUUCAAGGCCAUUCUUGGGGUAUUUUUAUCACAACAUGAUUAAAAUAAUAGGCAACAUUCAAAAAUGUACAUCUUCAGCUUCAAGACGGAAACAAGUAAAUAAAGGAGAACAUUCUGGUUGUAAGAAAGUUUAUUGCUUGAAAAUGUCCGUACAAGCUAUGUGUCAGAUACAUGGUUUAUUAAUAGAACUUGUAUCCAAUACUUAUAUUUACAUCAUAAUUACUACCAUACGCAGCAAUGUUAUAUGAGUUUGUCAAAAAAGUUAUUAUUUGUCAAAAUAAAAAGAACGUAGGAAAACGUUUGUUUAAAUAGUAAAAUCACACACGCACUAUCAAUGAAAUAACAAUUCGGAUCAUUAAAGCAUAUAUAAAUAAUCAGUUAAAUAGAAUCUGGUUGGCUGAGACACUCCCAUGACCGUCGCGUUUGCCCUGCAACAAAACUUCGUGUUUUACGAUUAUUAUGUCACAAUGCGUCGACAGAGAUGAUUACUUCUGAUGUAGAUUGCUUAAACCAUUGAUUAAUAAUAAAUUUACGAAAUAUAGAAUUAUAAUAUAGAUAUUUAGAAAAGUUUUUCCAUGCGUGGGGAAUGAAUGUUAACGUUACUAUUGUGUAAAUCAGAAUGACUUGUCAAGAAGGAUCUUUUAUGAAGCAUGGAUAGUGGUGUGACGUAAACCUGAUUAAUAUUGUUCAUAUGAAAUAUUUACUUUAUUAAUUGAAUUUUCUUUUAUAUUCCCUGCAUAGUGCUUGAUUCGAUAUAAUAAACAAUUUAUUGCAUGAAUGUUCGGGAGACAUGGAGAUUUCUUCGCUCAUCAAAAAUUAUAUUCCCCUCGGCCAUCGCCCUCGGUAAAUAUGAAUUUACAUGGGCGAAGAUAUCUGCAUGUCUCCCGGACAUUCAAGCAAUAAAUAUAUAAUAUUCAAUAUGCUUACAAGAUUCAUGUGAUAUUCUCAUGUUUUUUAUUGAUAACAUUAUAUUUAUGAUUCCUAGAUACGAUAA
Messenger RNA from Saccostrea cuccullata (small rock oyster), 2630 nucleotides. RefSeq lists its product as uncharacterized. The transcript has 4 exons. Bases 41 to 1357 code for a protein of 438 amino acids. The record is from RefSeq and is a predicted model, not a curated record. Lineage: Eukaryota; Metazoa; Mollusca; Bivalvia; Ostreida; Ostreidae.